CACCAAGCUCGACUCGCAACACCAACAUCGAAGACGACACAUACCCUAGAUCAAAGUGAAAAGAGCAGUUUCAAGUACCCAUUCGAGUUGCGGUCUGAUACAACCUGUAUUACACAGCGGCCUUUUCUCACGCUCCCACGGGGCCCCAUCACACUCACAACCCACGACAACCGACUCGCGCGCCGGAGAACAAAUCCGCACAGUCAAACAUAAAAACAGCCACAAUGCUCGCAUCGACAGGAAGGGGAGGCGCUGGAAACAUCCUUGACCAGUCCAAGUCGCCCAAGCUCACCCCCGAGGACCUCGAGACGCCCACGUUGAAGACAAAUGUUGUAACCAGUGGCCGUGGAGGAAGCGGAAACAUGGUCAAGGGGGACUCCUCAGUCAAGCGUGCACUUCAGGAUGUUGAGGCCGUCCCUCGACGUGACAGCGGCGGCGCGACCCACUAUGGCAGGGGAGGAGCCAAUGUCUUCAAAGGGUCUCUCGAGGAGGAGGCUGCUGCCCGGAAGGCCAAGGCCGAGGGCACCAGCGCCAUCGACGACGAACAGUCCUCGCUGCGCAAGAGCCCGUCCCCCGACGAGAAGACCAACAGCCUCGCAGCCAAGGGCAAGCAGUGGCUCAGCAACCUGACCAAGAAGGCAUGAGCUCUAUUGCCAUCCUCGGUCACGUCACCCUUGGCGCCAGGCGUACCUCCGUCGGCGUCUGUCUCGCUUCCGCCGUUUCGCAUACACAGAGACGUGGUAUUUGGCUCGCCGCCACCCUAUCAGCCAUCGAGGCUGUCUUGUGGCAUGUGUUUUCUCUCCUUUUUUUUUUCUCUUUUUGCGAUGGAGUUUACUAUGGAUACGGGAAUAAUCACUCAGCGAGGGCCUGAGUGACGACUAGGCGGGCGUUUUUAGGAGGGAAUUGCGGUCGAAAACGUUUGAAACGACAGAAAAAAAGUUCUUGAUACCAUAAUCAUCUCCAACGAGAUAAAGGCCAUGACGGGAAGGAAAAGUACACCACCGAAUCUACAAACUCUCCUUCAUCAUUCCGUAUUUGCUGUCGCGCUCUGAGUUGGACGCCGUUUCACCCAACCAGACAGAACAAAAGGCUGCAGUACAGUAGCAGUGGCGCUCAAUCG
Molecule: messenger RNA, 1120 nt
Organism: Colletotrichum destructivum
Lineage: Eukaryota; Fungi; Ascomycota; Sordariomycetes; Glomerellales; Glomerellaceae
Exons: 2
Coding region: 225-644 (139 amino acids)
Source: RefSeq, a predicted model, not a curated record